UACCUUGCGCACCUGUCCUCUGCCCCUCCCACAGCGCUUCGCUUUCUCCCGUCUUCUCCGCCUUCCCGUCGCUGCCUCUCGCUGCCGGAUUCUUCUUCGCAACCCUAGCAGCUAGCCAUGGCCGGGAGAGGGAAGGCGAUCGGCUCUGGCGCCGCCAAGAAGUCCAUGUCCCGGAGCUCCAAGGCCGGGCUCCAGUUUCCCGUCGGCAGGAUCGCCAGGUUCCUCAAGGCCGGCAAGUACGCCGAGAGGGUCGGCGCCGGCGCACCCGUCUACCUCGCCGCUGUGCUCGAGUAUCUGGCUGCUGAGGUUCUUGAGCUGGCCGGGAACGCCGCGAGGGACAACAAGAAGACCCGUAUCGUGCCGCGCCACAUCCAGCUGGCCGUCCGCAACGACGAGGAGCUCUCCCGCCUGCUGGGCACGGUGACCAUCGCCAGCGGUGGCGUCAUGCCCAACAUCCACAACCUGCUGCUCCCCAAGAAGGCUGGCGGAGGCAGCGCCAAGGCCGCGGCCGGCGACGAGGACUAGAUCCCUGACUACCGUGCUUCCGGUGGGGGUGGCCGUUUCUUGUGGAUGAUGUAUCACUUGUGCUUGUGUAGUAGUGCGUUCUAGACUCGCCUAGGUUUUGCCUUCUAGUAGGGAGGUUGUGUGUGCCUGUACCGAUGCUAAAGCUAGUUUACUCGUGUUCGCUAAGGAUUAGUUCUCUCUAUUUGUUGCUAUGUCUCUAUAAAAGGUGCAUCUUUCUGAUGACUUAUUAAUCACAUCUGGUGUUCUUAUCUUA
This is a messenger RNA of Setaria italica (foxtail millet), 778 nucleotides long. Its product is annotated as probable histone H2A.2. The record is from RefSeq and is a predicted model, not a curated record. NCBI's taxonomy places the organism in Eukaryota, Viridiplantae, Streptophyta, Magnoliopsida, Poales, Poaceae. Gene Ontology annotation, molecular function: protein heterodimerization activity; structural constituent of chromatin; DNA binding. The transcript has 2 exons. Gene Ontology annotation, cellular component: nucleosome. The coding region runs from base 118 to 525 and encodes 135 amino acids.